Messenger RNA from Meyerozyma guilliermondii ATCC 6260, 1422 nucleotides. RefSeq names its product calmodulin-dependent protein kinase (gene CMK2). NCBI's taxonomy places the organism in Eukaryota, Fungi, Ascomycota, Pichiomycetes, Serinales, Debaryomycetaceae. Gene Ontology annotation, molecular function: ATP binding; calcium/calmodulin-dependent protein kinase activity. The transcript has a single exon. Bases 1 to 1422 code for a protein of 473 amino acids. Gene Ontology annotation, biological process: cellular response to oxidative stress; protein phosphorylation. The record is from RefSeq and is a predicted model, not a curated record.
AUGUUCCUGCAUGCAUCCCAUUGUCCUGCAUCAACCCCCAGCCAAGCCUGCUGCGGAUUUAUUGAGAAUUGGUCACUGAUUCUUUGGUGUUAUUCUUUCAAGUUUCUAAGCUUUUUUUUCCCAAUUUUCACAUUUGCCAUGACAGAAGUCCAGCGCGAUGGCAACCAGCUCAAGAAAAUCAUAAAUCGUCUCAGUGGACAACCAAAUUCCUAUUCUCGUAAAGCCAAUUUCACCUUUGGAAGAACGCUUGGAGCCGGUUCUUUCGGUAUAGUUCGACAUGCUAGGGAUAAUACGACGGGAGAAGAGGUGGCGAUCAAGAUCAUUUUGAAAAAAGCACUCAAAGGUCAUGAAGAUGUUGUGUUGGACGAGCUCAAAUUGCUCCAACAACUCCACCAUCCUCACAUUGUCAGUUUUGUAGAUUGGUUCGAACUGAAGGAUAAAUUCUAUAUUGUGACUCAAUUGGCCACGGGUGGCGAACUUUUCGACCGAAUCGUCAACCAGGGCCGUUUUAGUGAGCACGACGCAUCGUUGGUGGUGGUCCAGAUGCUCGAGGCGAUCCAAUACCUUCAUAGCAUCGACAUUGUCCACCGAGAUUUGAAGCCAGAAAACAUCUUGUACCUCACACCCGCUACCAACUCCAAUGUGGUGUUGGCGGACUUUGGUAUUGCCAAAAAACUCCAGUCACCCAGUGAAAAAUUGACGUCGUCGGCCGGUUCGUUCGGGUAUGCAGCUCCAGAAGUAAUCAUCGGCUCGGGACACGGGAAGCCGUGUGAUAUCUGGUCUUUGGGGGUGAUCACAUACACUGUUCUCUGCGGCUAUUCGCCAUUUCGGUCGGAAAAUGUUCAGGAUUUCAUCGCCGAGGUCCGCAAUAAUAAUGCCGUAAUUUUCCAUGCUGAUUACUGGAAAGAUGUAUCCAAGGAUGCUCGUCGAUUUAUCAUCAAGGCACUUCAAUUCGACCCGGAAAAACGACCCACGGCAGAUGAAUUGUUGAAGGAUCCUUGGCUCGUAUCGGUAGCUGCUGACCACAAGGAUAACGAUUUGCUUCCUAAUAUUAAACAGCAAUUCAAUGCCAAAUCCAAGUUCAAGCUGGCGAUCGAAAUGGUCAAAUUGAACAACAAGAUCCAGAAAUUGAAGGAGUUACAGACCGACGACGACGACGAUCCUAAUGAGAUUAACUUGUUUGGCUCCGAAGGCUCGAUAAUAUCUGAAGAUGAAUUCGACACUAAAGACUCUAAACCUAAUGCCUUAUUCGACUGGAAAAAGUUCUCUCAAGCGUUGGAACUGGAACACCCAGACGGGUCCAAAUCCUCAUUGGCGAAACCUAAGAAGGAAAAGUCAUCAUUGACCAGCGAUGCAUUCGUGCAAUUGGUUCAUGCUGCCAAGCAGAACAAGGACAGAGUUACGAGUUUCAAGGAGGAGUAG